Messenger RNA from Encephalitozoon romaleae SJ-2008, 690 nucleotides. RefSeq lists its product as hypothetical. The record is from RefSeq and is a predicted model, not a curated record. NCBI's taxonomy places the organism in Eukaryota, Fungi, Microsporidia, Unikaryonidae. The coding region runs from base 1 to 690 and encodes 229 amino acids. The transcript has a single exon.
AUGAAGAAACUAUUAUUUGCUUCUGGGAUUCUCAUAGUAAAAGCUUUUAAAAGGCUUCACGGGACUAGCCACCACAGGUCAGGCUUGAUGAAUUUGAAGAAGCACCAUCAUUUAAAUCUAAAGCGAUCAAAUCUCUCUUCAGUUAGUAAUGUCAAGGAUAAAGGGGAUAGCAAUGGUGGCAAUGGGAACAAUAACAAAAAAGAGAAAAAGAAAGAUAAAGAGGGCGGCAAGGAAAGUGACAAGGAGAAAGGAGAUGACAAAGGAGAUGGCAAAAAAGAGGACAAAGAGGAGGACAAAGAAGAGGGUAAAGGAUCUUCCAAGUCUAGUGGAGAAAAUAAAAAUAAUGAGAGUGGAAAAUCAGGUUCCUCUCUCACCAAUCACUCCUCUAAUCUCUCUUCUCCUGAUGCUCAAGCCGGAUCUACGGACGGCAAAAAGAACAGCACAAAAGUGAGUACCGGUCCUACUAAAGAAGAUAUGAAUAACUCUCAAGUAGAAAAGAAGAAAGCUCAGGAGAAAAGAAAUUCUACACGUAGCAGCCCACAAGGAACCAAAAAAGAAGCUGGAGAUUCGGUAGAUACUUUCAACACUAAUAAAAAGAAGGGCAAUCUUAAGAAGUCUGGUAUUAAUGAAAGCAGCAAUCUCCUUGAUUCCGAAAUUGAUAGUGAUGCAAGCGUAGUAGAGAAUUCAUAG